AUGAGUCCCCUGAGGCUGCGAGCAUCAUCCCUCCUGCUGCUUCUUCUUCUUCUGCUGCUGCUGCUGGGCGGCUGUCUCCUCGCGGCCGCCCGGAGGGACCCGGGGGCGGCGGGCAGCUCCGCGGCGUCCGCCCGGGGGCCCGGGGGCGGCUCCCCCGGCCGCUUCCUCGGCCCCGAGCGCCAGGCGUGCAGCCGGCAGCUCGCGCGGUCCGCCCCGGGGCUGCGGCUGCGGUGCCGGGGCGCGGGCGGGGAGCGCCGCCGCUGCGCCCGCCGCGGGGAGCCGCCGCCCCGCCGGGCCCCCGCGCCGCCCCGGGCCCGCCUGUGCGCCGCGCCGCGCCUGGUGCCCCGCGCGCCCCCGCCCGCCGGCCCCACGGCGGCCCGCCUCCCCCCGCAGGAGCCCAAGCCCCGCCGGGCCGGGAGCCGGGGGCGGCCCCGGGAGCCCCCCGCGAUCGGCCCCGCCGCCGCCGCCGCCGCCGCCGCCGCGGUGCCCCCGCCCCGGGGCGCGCGCCCCAAAGGGAAGCCCUCGGAGGAGAGGAAGACGAGAAAGACGAAAGGGGGCAAGAGGAAGGCGGCCCCGGGCCCAGGCGAGGAGCGGCGACCCCUGGGGACAGGGCCGGAUGCCCACGGGCUGGACCCGAACGCCAAGUUCGAGGGGACCUACUGUGCGGAGGAGUGGCGCUCCCUCUGCAACUUCUUUGUUGGCGUUUGGAACGGCUAA
Pipistrellus nathusii (Nathusius's pipistrelle) is the source of this 717-nucleotide messenger RNA. Lineage: Eukaryota; Metazoa; Chordata; Mammalia; Chiroptera; Vespertilionidae. The record is from the annotation of a GenBank genome assembly.